UCAUCGCAAUGCUCCUUUGCUGCAUUCAUAACGUAUAGCUACCUAGCUAGCUAGCUUAUCCCCUGUAUAGAGAAUCUCUCGUUCUCCGGUGAUUAUUAGUAAUGGCGAAACUCGCUUUAGGAAGUCACCGUGAAGCCACCCAGUCCGACUGCAUCAAAGCCCUAGUUGUUGAGUUCAUUACAACCUUCCUCUUUGUGUUUGCCGGAGUUGGAUCUUCCAUGGCUGCUGACAAGUACUCAGACGGGAGUGGCCUCGUGGGGUUGUUUGCUGUGGCUGUGACACAUGCUCUUGUGGUGGCUGUCAUGAUCUCUGCUGGCCACAUAUCCGGCGGUCAUCUUAACCCUGCUGUCACUCUUGGCCUCUUUGCCGGCGGUCACAUCACUUUAUUCCGAUCCUUCCUUUAUUGGAUAGACCAAUUACUAGCGUCUUCAGCAGCAUGUUUUCUUCUCAAUUAUCUCACUGGAGGAAUGACUACACCAAUACAUUCACUUGCAAGUGGUGUGGGUUACCUUCAAGGAGUGAUAUGGGAGAUCAUCCUUACAUUCUCUUUGUUAUUCACCGUAUAUGCAACAAUUGUGGACCCCCAGAAGGGAUCUAUUGAUGGGCUGGGCCCAACGCUGACCGGGUUUGUAGUGGGAGCCAACAUCUUAGCUGGUGGAGCAUUCUCAGGGGCCUCCAUGAACCCAGCCCGCUCCUUUGGUCCUGCUUUGGUCAGCGGUGACUGGACCGACCAUUGGGUUUACUGGGUUGGACCCCUCAUUGGAGGUGGGCUUGCUGGGUUUAUCUAUGAGAAUUUCUUCAUCAUCAGAUCCUAUGUUCCUAUUCCCUACGAGGAGUCAACUUUUUAAAUUAUGACGUGUAUUGAUGCAUGUUAUUAGCAAUCUCUCUCGCUAAAUGUACCAAGUUUGUUUCUGUUUCUUAGCUGUGGUUUCCUUUCCCUGUACUAUAAAUAAUUUGAGGAUUAAUUUUAUGUGAUAAUGUGAUCUGUGAUUCAUAUAUCCAA
Pistacia vera is the source of this 1003-nucleotide messenger RNA. RefSeq names its product aquaporin TIP4-1-like. The coding region runs from base 102 to 848 and encodes 248 amino acids. Gene Ontology annotation, cellular component: membrane. NCBI's taxonomy places the organism in Eukaryota, Viridiplantae, Streptophyta, Magnoliopsida, Sapindales, Anacardiaceae. Gene Ontology annotation, biological process: water transport; transmembrane transport. The record is from RefSeq and is a predicted model, not a curated record. The transcript is spliced from 3 exons. Gene Ontology annotation, molecular function: water channel activity.